AUGGGGACAGCAGAUUUAACAUACCGAAAAUUAGUAUAUCAGAAGGAUAUGUCAGAAUAUUGUCGUCGUCAGGUGAUACCUGCUGUGUUUCUUGGCAAACAAGUAGUGGAUGCCAAUUCGCAAAUAUUGCACUUCUCUCGAUUAGAAAUGCCGUACAGUUGCUUCAUAACUGUUAGGACGGAAAUGGGCAGUAACAUCAUAGUUGUGAUUCAAGUAGUAAUUGAUAUAAAUUUGCAAAAAUCCUGUAAGAAAGGUAUACAUCAGCUGCGUAUUCACGAAGUAGGAGAGACGUUUGGAGGAUACUGGGGGCAGAUGCCGGACAGCGUGUUGAGACCUCGAAGGAGCAAAAACGAUAACACUUACACUUUGAGGCCCAGUCCCACUCAGCCACCUACAACUACUACUGAAAGUACUACGACUUCACCACCCACAGAAAAAAUUGUUCUAAAUAAGACUGCAGUCGCACACAAGCAUGCACAGGAUGACGGAUACAUUGGAAUAGUAGUGCCAAUCUUAAAUGUUUCUGCUAUUAUAGUCCCCGGUAAAAUAGAUAGCGGCUUCUUGUUAACUACAGAAGAUAAUUUUGAUAACGUUUUUGAUGUCACACCUCGAAAUGGAGAGUCCUAUAUUACAAAAGAGGUACCUUUGCUUGAAAUCGAGUUAAAUAAAACUAGAGGCAGUUUACGUAAUAGUAACAACUACAAUGAAGAUGACUCCCUUUCUCAGUUCCAAAUAGAAAUAAACAAUAUAUUUACACCGGACCCAAGAUUAAUGUUUACCGAUUAUGGUGAACGCACUUUUAAGAGAAAAUCCCAUAAGUAUCGCCCUAAUGUACUUAAACGACUAGACUUCAAGAAACAUAACAAUCUUUUUGUAGCAAAACGAGCACAACACAACAAAAGGCCCUCGUAUAAAAAUCGGCGACCACACUUAAAUAUAGUUCCAGCAAACUCUAAACUAAAAGAUGUUAGGCACCCUGUUACUCAUAGAAGUGAAGAAACUGAAGUGAAGUCUCAUUAUUGGGAUGCUAUCCAUGACAUUUUAAACAACCUGAGUAAAAGUAGCGAAGUUUUCACCCAACCACCGCACAAGGAAUUAGCUAACAUUUUACGUGGAGCAUCUAAUAACAGAUUUAAUGAAAAUGUAACAAGUCAAAACCAAAAUCAUGUGUCAGAUAAACCUUCUAAGAUAGAAUUAAAACCAUUGAAUGGCACAGAUGGUACUGGAAAUCUGGAUUCUUUGGCUGUUUCUUUGGUAGAUCACGAGUCUUUUGAGAACAUAGUUCAGUCAGCUUCAGCGAUGGCCGUUAAGUUAAACCAAACUAAAGUAAGCGAUGUUUAUACAGCUGAAGAAGAAAUACCGGUCCACAGGCUACAGCGGAGUAGAAUUCGUAAGAAGCGUUAUCUAAGUGCUAUUGAAAUUAAAGGGGCAAAACCGCAUCAAAGACAUAAAAUGAAACACAUGACUACAACUAAAGCAGGGAUACAGUUCAAUAAGAGACAGUUUCAGAGGCUUAUUGAAUUUCAGGAUGAUGAGAUGAGUGAACGAGUAGCUAUGCAGUACCUGCCAGAGUUCAUGGGACAGCCAGUGCUGGACUUCUGUGACUUUAAUGAGACUACCACUAAAUACGUCUUUCUCUUUAAUACCUCCAGACUUGUAUUGGCACUUUCUAAUUUCACUAUAAAACGUAUGACUGUAGUAUUGACGCCAUCACGGACCUUGCAAAAUAGCGAAUUGAGAUGUGGACCCUCACACAUCGAGUGUCAAAUUUCGGGGGCCCGCGUCUGCAUCGACUCCCUCAGUGCUUGUGAUGGAGUGCCAAACUGCGGUUCCUUCGACAUAUAUGACGAAGACCGUCUCAGUUGUGGCGCAGCAUCUGGUUUUCGUCACAACGUAUGCCUUGCUGCUAUAACAUUCCUAGCCGUCCUCCUCACUGUACUUUAUACCAUACAUUAUUGGCUCAAGCGAUGUGUUCCCAAGGUGUCAGACGCGUUUUUCAUUUAUACAGAUGCUGCGGAGAAUGUUUUAUAUUUAGACUCAAUUAUGAAGUCUCCGCAUGAUAUACGAGUUAGUAAAGACUUUUUCUGCGGGGUUCGAGAACUUCUGGAGUACGAAAAUCAAAUUACAAAACAAAAUGUUUUUAGAAAAUUUAUGACAAGAUGCCUCCCGGUUUUACGAUUUUGGCGUAAAAAGUCUGCAGAUGAAGUUGUAACAGCAGAUAUUGAUCAAUUGUGUUCAGAAAGAUUAUCGGCUUUUGCUGAACUAGAAAUACAAAAUAUGACAACACAUGUGGAAUCUCUAAAGGAUACAGCUGUUCAAACUGGAUCCAGCUUACACGAGAUGCUGGAUAUUUCUCCUUCUAUCUACAGCAAGGAUGUCGAAUUUCCAUCAAGAAAAUUCGUGACAUCAUCAACGGAAGCUGUACAGCUCUUGCAGGUCGAAUCAGAUUCAUCUCAACCUUCAGAUGAGUUAAACAUAUUACAAUUCUUAAGGAAGCUAAGAGUGAGAUCUAUUUCUUUGCAACAAGACACUUUGCAAAAUGAUAUAUAUGAGUUAAGAAACAACCCUGGUGAAUCGUCAACUGAAUCUCCAACGAAAGAGAAAGAAAUUCGAAGUGAGAUGUAUGAACAUGAUUACUAUGAAAUUGACAAAAAAGGCAUAAUGGAGCAACCACGAACAAGUGAGGGAAAAUUGUCUUGUGACAUAAAUGACAAGCCAACUGUGAAGCAUUUGAGGUUUCAGGAUGACGCAAUAGUUUUGUCACCCAAAGAGCCAGAGGAUGAUACUCUGGAGCGUGGUUUAUUUCCAAGACGCAGCAUUAUAUUUGGGGUUAACAAGGUAUUUCGUAUACAAGAGCCAGAGGAAGUCUCAAAUGAUGCUGAAGAAUCAGCUACUAGUAGUGGCAGAGAGUUAAAAUCAUAUUUUAAUUGGGGCAAAGAGAAAAAGAAAAAGAAGCCUAAAAAGAAGUAG
Arctia plantaginis is the source of this 2970-nucleotide messenger RNA. Lineage: Eukaryota; Metazoa; Arthropoda; Insecta; Lepidoptera; Erebidae. The record is from the annotation of a GenBank genome assembly.